AUGCCGUUGGCACAGAGGGGGACAGCCGCCUUUGGCCGCAUGCUGCGUUGGCUACUGCUGCUCUUCGUCGCCGACACCAACGCGUUCUCGACGCUACCACCGCCGACGAGCAAGAUCCCGAACCCUUGCUAUCCGCCCGGCGCGCCGGUUGGAAACCAGAUUUACAAAGGCUACACGUCCGCAAACUGCGAAUAUGACAACGGCUCGCCGAAAAAUCUCCCAUUCGACGAGGUCGCAACCGGCAACUUCAGCCAGUGCCUGAUGCUCGCCAAACAGGCGUGGCUUCUGUCUCUCUCACGUGUCUCUCUUGUUGUCGACCUGAGCUUCGUUUGUUUGCAGCAGUCCUGUGAGGUGGGCAUCUCGGGAGGCUACCACGCCGCCCGUCCAAGCGCCUUCUACACCGGCUCCCUGAAGUAUCUUGAGCCAUUCUACUCCGCCACCAAGCAUGGAGGAUGGACCGGAACAGUGAAGGAUGCGAAGGAGGAGCUCGAGAAGACAGGCCAUCAGGAAUGCUCCAAGACCAGCCACCGCAGGCUCGACUCCUCAGUCUUCGAGGAACUUGCUGAGCUCGACGACUUCAAGGCGAUGCAGUCUGGAGCGGCCGGUACUGACCCCGUCCCUCCCUCCCCCGGCUACGCGUUUCUGAACUGCUGGGCAACUGCCUACUUCACCGUUCUCCUCGAUACGUGGCUCGGCGACGAAACAACGAUCGUCGUCUUCGAUGACUACGUCAAAAACACAAGCGUCGAAUGGCGGGACGCAGCAAUGGCUGGGCGCGUCGACAACGGCGCCGCUGGCAGCCCGGCCGUCGUGGUUGACUGUGGCAGCAGCGGCUCGCGUCCAACCAUCUUCAACACGACAGCGGGCGCCUGGCCGAUCGCCAUCGAUGUCGACGAUGCCAUCUUGUCGAAGAAGACGCCGGGCAUCUCCACGCAGGCCACGACCUGCAACAGGACGCUCAAGGCUUGCUAUGAGGACUACUUCAAAGACAUGAUCCCCCAGCUCAAAUCCGAGCUCCCGAAGUUGUUCCCCGGAUCUGACGUUUACGACGUCCCCAUCUACCUGCUCGCAACGGCCACUGGCGUUGCCGGCAUGCGCCUCAAGAAUGACACCGAGGACGAGCAAAUCUGGGACGCGGUGAAAGCGGUUUGGGCCGACAAUGGCAUGCGGCUCAAGGAAGCAAUGACGAUUCCUGGCGAUACUGAGGGCAUCUACGGCUGGCAGGCGUUGAAUUACGCUCUUUCCUCGGGCGCGAACGACACGGCAGGCUGGAUCGACAUCGGAGGGGCGAGCACCCAGAUCACGUAUGUUGCAACACAUCCGCGCGUGCUUGAGCACGGCUACCCCAAUACCCCUCUGAACCCAAGCGCCAUCCCCGCAAAGCCAAUGAAGCAGCUCUUCUCGCGGUCGUACAUGCGCCACGGGCAGGACCAGGCGCGAUGGAUGAUGCACUUGAUGCUGAAGGCGGCCGACCCUUUUGGUGCUGGGCAGAGCGGGGGUGUCACAGGUGGAUCGGAUCGUGGGGUGGCGCGCAAGAACCCCCAUAUCCAUAUCGUCGGCGGGGUGGCGCUGCCCCCAUAG
This is a messenger RNA of Emiliania huxleyi CCMP1516, 1581 nucleotides long. Its product is annotated as nucleoside diphosphatase-like protein. Lineage: Eukaryota; Haptophyta; Isochrysidales; Noelaerhabdaceae. The transcript is spliced from 5 exons. The record is from RefSeq and is a predicted model, not a curated record. Gene Ontology annotation, molecular function: nucleoside diphosphate phosphatase activity. Gene Ontology annotation, cellular component: membrane. Bases 1 to 1581 code for a protein of 526 amino acids. Gene Ontology annotation, biological process: nucleoside diphosphate catabolic process.